CAUGGCGGAGUCUCCCAGUACGCGUCGCGCCGCGCCAGCAGACAGGCAAGACCCGACCCUGGGAAUAAAAAAACGCGCAGCUCCGUCUGUUUGAAGAUUAUUUUAUUACAGCGAGGUAGGGCAGUUCAGUCAAUUUCUCCAUGAAUGUACGUCACAAUGAUGAUGACAGACCAGAUUCCACUGGACUUGGCUCCGCCCCCCCUCCUGAACGGGGAGGUCCCUCUCAUGCCUCACAUGGUUAACGGUGACGCAGCGCAGCAGGUGAUCCUGGUGCAGGUGAACCCGGGGGAGACGUUUACCAUCCGGGCAGAGGACGGCUCACUGCAAUGCAUCCAGGGUCCUGCUGAAGUUCCCAUGAUGUCCCCAAAUGGGUCAAUUCCCCCAAUCCACGUACCGCCAGGAUACAUCUCGCAGGUGCUGGAGGACACUACAGGGGUCCGGCGAGUGGUGGUGACCCCCCAGUCUCCCGAGUGCUACCCUCCUUCCUACUCUCCGGCUCUCUCCCCAACACACCAUCUGCCUCCAUACCUCGCUCACCCCCACUUCAUCCCCAACUCUCACUCUUUCUACCCCCCUGUCAGCCCUGGGGAGCUGCCCCCCCACCAGUACUACCAGCACCACCUCCCCCCCAUGUACGGCGAUCCAGAAAUAAUCCCAGUUUAUGGGAUGUCGAACUACAUCUCAGGCAGAGAGGAGACGUACAGUAAGCCACAGCCCAAAAAGAUUAAGGAACAGAGACAACUAGAGCGACAGAAUCGACUCAAUUCCCCUCCCUCCACUCUCUAUAAGGGAAGUCUGGGGCCAGCACACAACGGAUACAGCAACAAAUCACUCACCCCAUCGCUCGGGUCAGUGGGGACGGGGGGCGGAGUCAGCAGUCCAGGGGGCAAGAAGCCGGAGAGACGACUCCGCAGCAGUCCGCGAAACGGUGAAUCCGACGCGCACACACAAGAUCAUGAUUCAGAGGGGAAGCGUGUUCAAGACAUGCUGUCUACAAUCGACAAACCACAGGUGUCUAAUGUUCAGGCAAGAGCUGCACGGCUAUCCUGGGCCCCCCCAGCAGGGCUGGUGAACAGGCAUAGUAACGGAAUGCCUGUGUCCUGCUCCUUUGAGGUCUCCCUCUCGGAUAAGGGGCGAGACGGAAAGUAUCGUGUUGUAUACAGCGGGGAAGAAUUGGAGUACCAUCUGAAAGACCUAAGGCCAGCGACAGACUACCACGUACGGGUGUCAGCAAUGUACAACUCGGUUCGAGGCUCGUGUUCGGAGGCCGGUUCAUUCACCACACACUGCGGCGUCCCUGACGUCCCGUUAACCCCAAAGCUCUCCAACCGCACAAAGAGCACCCUCACCCUACAGUGGAAGCCCCCAGGCGACAACGGAUCCAAAAUCACAAACUACCUUCUCGAGUGGGAUGAGGGAAAGAAGAACAGUGUUUUCAGAAAAUGUUACUUUGGGAGCCAGAGACACUGUAAGCUGACACGACUGUUCCCCGCCUGUGGCUACACGUUCAGAGUGGCUGCCCACAACGACAUCGGCACAAGUGGCUUCAGUACAGAGGUGGUGUUUUACACCAUGGGCACUCUGCCCGCUCUGCCUCUGGCACCGCGGCUGGUCAGGGCAGGGGUGUCCUGGGUGACCCUGGAGUGGGGGCGUCCCGAGGGCAGCCCCAGCGAGGAGCAACUCAAAUACACACUCGAGAUCCAGGAGGACAACAGCGGAACAGACUUUCAUCCAAAGUACACUGGAGAAAACUUGACCUGUACUGUACAAGGCCUGAAGAGGAGCACACAGUAUAAAUUCAGGCUCAUAGCAUCAAACAUGGAGGGAAAGAGCAGUCCCAGUGAAGUGUUGGUGUGCACCACCAAUCCAGACAAACCAGGCCCUCCAUCGACCCCCUGUGUUACCGGAGCGACACCCUACGGAUUUACUGUCACAUGGGAUCCUCCCCAGGAUAAUGGAGGCUCGGAGGCGCUUACAUACCUGCUGGAGAUCUCGGAGGGCUGCUCUGAAGCGAGUCAGUGGGAGGUAGCGUACAGCGGUCCAGCGACAGAAUGUGUGUGCGAGCGCCUGACACCUGGAACCUACUACCGCCUACGUGUGUGUAGCAUCACCACCGGAGGACACAGCCCGUGCACCGUCAGUGUUCCAGUCCGUACAUUAAGUGUCCCGCCAGGGCCCUGCCAGCUGCCGAGGAUUGUGGGUAAAGCUAAACACAAGGAAGUGCAGUUAGAAUGGGACUCUCCAGUGUCUGAGGGAGUGUGUGAGGAGUUUGUGUUCAGUCUGGAGAUGAGCGAGGGCGACGCUAAGCCAGCGGAGGUGUACCACGGCUCGGAGCUGCAGUGCACUGUUGUUAGUUUGCUACCCGGUGCCACGUACAGCUUCCGACUGAGGGCGGCCAACGAGGCCGGGUUCGGGGCGUACUCUGAACCGACGGAGGUGACGACUGCAGCGGGUCCUCCUGGCCAAUGUGGGGCGCCACUCAUCACUCUCACCAGUAACACCUGUGUAACGCUCAACUGGGAGAGCCCUGAGGGUUCGGGUACAGACAUCUCUGAAUAUCGUUUGGAGUGGGCGAGAGAAGACGAACCCAUGGAGCUCAUCUACUGUGGAUCCGCCACACAGUGUGAGCUGUCAGACCUGACGCCUGCCACAGAUUUCUGCUGCAGGCUACAGGCGGUGAAUCAGGCGGGCGCCGGUCCGUACAGCGACCAGGUGAGUUUCCGGACCCCGGCGACGAACCCUGAUCAGGUCUCCUCCCUGGCCCUCCUGGACCUCCCGGCCUCUUCGGAGUCGGCUCACUCCCCGUCGACUUGUCUCCUCCUGAAAUGGGAGGAACCGAACAGCAACGGGGCGGAGAUCACCUCCUACGUCAUCACCCUGGACGACCAAACCAUCACUGUGGAAUCAGGGACGAGUCACCUUGUCACAGGCCUGCAGCCAGACAGUGAAUACAGUGUGCAGAUCCAGGCAGUGAACGCCAUCGGUUCCAGUCCCUCGAGUCCGACGCUGCUAGCGAGGACACGCCCCCUCCCACCGGCCCCGCCUCCGCUCGAGUGCUCCGCCGCCGGCCCCCAGAGCCUGAAGCUAAAGUGGGGCGAGAACGCCAGCCACACGCGUGCCCUGCUCGCUGACGACAUGGUCUACACACUACAAAUGGAGGACAAGAAUCACAGGUUUGUGACCAUCUACCGGGGUCCCAGUCACACCUACAAGGUCCAGCGAUUGAUCGAGUCCAGCAGCUACAGCUUCAGAAUACAGGCAAUCAGUGAUGCCGGGGAGGGUCCUUUCUCUGACACACAUACUUUCUGCACCACCAAGUCUGUACCACCUGCCCUCAAAGCCCCCAGAGUGCACCAGCUGGAGGGGAACACGUGUGAGAUCACAUGGGAGACCAUCCCACCAAUGAGAGGAGAUCCUGUGAGCUACGUCCUCCAGGUGCUGGUCGGACGCGAGUCGGAAUACAAACAGGUUUUUAAGGGAGAGGAGGGCGCGUUCCAAAUCUCUGGUCUCCAGGGCAACACAGACUACCGUUUCCGCGUGGGUGCCUGCCGGCGUUGCCAGGAUACGUGCCAGGAGCUGUGCGGACCGCUGAGCCCCUCCUCCUUGUUCACGCUGCGUCGCCAGGAGGCAGCGUUGUCGGGGGAACAGUGCGCCAUGGAGACGGGCAAAGGGGUGGGCCUGAUCUCGAGCGACGAGCGCUUCGCGGCGUUGAUCGUGUGCGUGUUCGCGGGCUUCUCCAUCCUCAUCGCCUGCUUGCUACAGUACUUCUUUAUGAAGUGAGGGAAUUUUAACAAUAGCAUAGAAAGAGAAAGCAAAAUCACAGAAAAAACUUUUAAAAACGUCUAUGAAAGAACCGAAUGAAAUCAAAACAAACACUUGAGAUGUACUUCUAAGGCUAUGUAUUUUUUUUUUUUUUUUUUUUAGUCAAAGUAUCGAUUCAGGCUUUUCUCACCUUGUUCCUGUUCUUCUGCCUUCACUCGGUUUGGUCUCACUUCUUUCUGUGUCUCUGUUGUCUUUGUACCAUUUUCUGUCUCAUUUGUUAAGGAUUUCUGUCGAGGGAAGCCUUGUCUUAGCUGUACCUCGGUUGGGAAAGUAAAAACUGAUAAUCAAGCCUUAAAAUAGCUGUGAGCAAAGCAGUUGCUCCUCAGACUGACUUGCAUGUUUUUUUUGUUUUUUUUAUUUUGUAUCUUUUUAAAAGAAACAUAUUCAUUUUAGAAAACGUGUAUAUUUCUUGAUGGUCAUUGCCUUAUUUUUUUUUUGUUAAUUCUUCAGUGUUUAAUUUGCAUUGUUUUAUUUUUUGCUGCAGUCUUUAUUCAUUCAGCCAUAUUCAAAUGUAGGCCUUCAAAGCUUUAGCCGUUCGUACGUAUUCAGUUUGUUACUACUCUGCAGGCUGUCGGUCAAGUCAUGCAAUCUGCUGCUGCUCUCGCGCACAGGCCUACAAAGACCUGGUGCGCGGACGCAUGUGCAGACUCAUUUACACAACCGUGCACACACAUUAAAAUCAAACACUCAUGCAGUGACAAUGAGAAAGACACAUUUCCUCCUAAGAAGUCAAUCACACAUCUGCUCAACUGUUAACACUCAAUCACUCACUUGUUCCGCUACCAAAGUGAUGCAAUCCGUGUGUGGUGUAAGAUGCUGCUAUCCUGUGAUUUUUAUUAUAUCUAAGAAAGAAUGGAAAACCAGUAAUCUAAUAUAUAUACACAAUAUAUAUAUAUAUAUACAUAUACAUAUAUAUAUGUGUAUAUAUAUAUAUGUAUAGUAAAUAUCCAUGAUGCUAUAAAAGUGAUGUAAUAUAAGUGAUGGCAAUGUAAGUACAGUGUAAAAGGGGAGGAGUGGACUCUAGGUGCUCAUUAACAGCAGCUCUGAGGUCAGUUCAGCAGCUAGCUCACAAGGUUGAAGGAGCCCUUAAAACACUGGUCUCGGAUCAGAAUAUGAACCCUUGUAGGUAUUCGUAUGUUGGGCAUAAAAUGGCUCAAGCAAGCCAGACUGGGAUCAUGAUUGGCUUCAGUUUUUUUUCCUUUUUGUUUUUUUUCCUAGGAAAAAGGGCUGAGCUGGGCGUGCGUCGGUCCUUCCAUACUCUACCAUCUCAAAUACUAUUUGCCUAUUUAUGUGUAGCUUUAGUAGCGAUAUGUUCCGUAGCGUCACAGACCCAGAGGUGCUAACAGCCUGCCAGCUAGCCGCCCUUCUCAGAGCUGUGUAACCAAGAAAGCCAUUAGGAGUUAGCUUGAGCUUUACCCCUCUUCCUCUGACUUUUUUUUUUUUUUUUUUUUUUAGCCAGAGCAGUGCUGAAGCUCCUUCCAGCUAGUCUGUGAAUCGAUACAUCUGAAGACUCUUCUGUUUUUUCCCGCUCAUCUCCUGCCCAUACUUAUCUGUAAUUACUUUUUUUUUUUUUUUGCUCUGGCUUCUUCUUUCUCUUGCUUUUUCAAUCCAUCCCAUCAUUCUGCACUACUCCCUUUUCUUUCCCGUCUCUCGCUCUUCUCUAUUAAAAGGUGCUUUAUUGACAUGUAAUCAGAGCAGUAGCAAGUCUGCGGUCUCUCCUCAGACGGACAUGUUCUCUGAGGACUUGAACUAAUGUUCACUAACCAAACAAGCCUUUGACAGAACACAGCUCAACAGAACAGGGCAUUCUGACACAUGUACCACCCCCCGACCUCCCGUCUGAGUCCUGAACCCUUUUUUUUUGUUUUGUUUUGUUAUUCACCCCCAACCCGAACAACAAAGCCAAGGUACAACCCAAUACAUACCCUGCUAAUCCAAAGAAGUCACCCUGACCCGCAUGAUUAAAGUCUCCACUUUUGUCGGAUGUGGGGGAGGAGGGAUCAGAUGGGAGACGGAGGUAAUGAUUAGCUCUGAUUGGCAGCCUGUAAUGUACCUCAGGGAUAAGGCCUUACAGAGGGGAGAUCUAAUCCUGUCAUCCCCCCAUCGCUGUCAUCAUCAUCAUUAUAUUAGCCUCUCCUUCUCAGUUUUCUUUCUGUCUUCCCCCCCCUCUCUUUUUCUGUCUUUCUCUUCUUCUUUUUUGAUGCUGUAUCUUGUCCUCUGUCUAUGCUGUGCCUUGCUCCUGUAAGUGUCAGUAAGCAAAGUGGUUUACUAGCUCAAAAAAAAAAAACUACAAAAAAACCUUUGCCAAAGUUGAUGGGAAAGUUAAGGUAGAGUUCUUUUCUAGGUUUUAUUUAUACUAUAUAUUUGCAUACAGUACUUUACAUGCCAAUUACAGUGCAAUCUUCAUUUAUUUAUUGUUUAAAGAUUAAGAGACAAGUGUAGUUAUAUACUAAUUUUUUCUUGUAGCAUGUUUUAUUUUUUUUUCUUUUAAUUUUUUUUUUAAAUGGAUGUAUGUUAGAUUGUAUGAUUAAGGCCAGCAUUCCUUAUCUCAGUAACCCUUUAAGUAUUUUCUCUUACAGCUGUUGGGAACCUGUAGCUCAUCAGUCCAUGCAUUGCAGUUAUCAUUGCCGUUUCAAACAUGUAACCAAAUGCCUAUGUAUUUUUUUUUUUUUUGUUUCAUCUCCUGUUUCGGCCGCGCACAGGCGAACAGUUCUUGUAAUGCUUAGAGAGACAUGUAGCAAGCCAGGCCUUAGGGUCAGUUCAAGUCAUCUGUAUUGGGAUAAACAUUGCUGCCUUUGGCUUUUUUUUUUUCCUGAUUAGUGUUAUAAUGAAGCUUCUGAUAUCUUUUUACUGUUUUUAUCGCCAAAGUGCAGGCUUCUUCUUUUUUUUCCCGUGUCCGCUAGAUGUUGCGUUCGCAGUCGUCUAAAGGGCUCUGUGAUGUUCUUCUGUAACGACACAUUAUUAUUAUUAUUAUUGUUACUAUUCUCUCAAAAGGAAAAAAAACAUUAACUUGAUCUGUGAUUACGCUUCUUUUCAUAUUAUCUUUUAUCGUUUUUGUUUUUUUUGUAAAGCAAAAGCAAAUGUGCCAUUUUUGAAAUGUGUAGCCCCUUUUGGAGGAGAGUUCUUGUUUUUUUCCACACACAACCUGAUUUCUCACUGAAAAAGUAAAGAAGGCAAAAAAAUCUAUACAAUCAUAUGAUGAUUUCAGGCAGACAAUAAUAAUAAUAUUGACGAUUCCUUUUUCAGGCUAGUGCUGGUAUAGCCGUAGUGAGUGUUUUUGUAUCCAGUGUUUUUUGCUAAGAGAUGAUAUACAGAGAUAUCUAUAGAGCUAUAGAAUGAGAUGGUAAAUACGUUAUGACUAACAGAGUUGAAGCACUUUUUUUAUGCCGAGCAUUAGGCUUGAUGAGGUUCAUGUGAGCGAUCCUUUGCUCGUUUCCAAACACUACUGCCAGCGGCGUCUGUUACACACACUCAUUGGCAUUAUUCUUGCCGUUGGCGUCACUGUGACAUUUGGCAUUACUGGAGCACUGUCCUGCGCUACUCAAAUGGCACCCUGCUCCCCGAAACUACAGUUCACGAGGAAAUGCAGGGCCUUCGUCAGACGUGCUCGUCGCACGUCUACCUAAACCUGUUGCAUUGUAAUCGACGGGCGACAUAUGAGGUGUCCUGUCCUUAAACCCACUGAUGUUACGUUGUCCAGCCCCCUUUUCAUUCCCCCAUUUUCAAGCCUUAAUGCCCCACUGGGAGGGCAGGGGUUCACCUCGUGUUUGGUCCACGUCAGGCCAGUUAUGCUAGUGUUGAAUAGUCUGACGUUAACGCAGCGUUGACCGAAAGGCUUCAUAUUUGUGGGUAGGGUACUCCCUUUAUGUGCUUUGUUUUGUUUGUUUGUUUUAUUUUCAAAUGCUGGUGAUUUUUCUCGAACCCCCACCCCCACUCACCCUGCAGGUCCUGCACAUUUUAGCGGGUAAAUCAAGAAUGAGAGACAAUGUUUUUUGCCCAGCAACCCCACGUCUGUGCCUUCUGAUCAGUUUUUAUUAUUUUCUUUUUUUUUUGUACAUUUUACAGUAAGUAGAGAUUUUGACUGAGAGAUUGGCGAUUUGACAAACGUACAGAGACUCACAGGUAUUUAACUAUUUUUUAAGCGAGACAAAAAAAGAAACAUAUUUUUACCUCACGAUUUAAAUACAAACAUUCCAAUGUUGUCAUGGUCUACGAAUUGAGUAAAAAAAGUAAAGAAAUUCAUGCAUUUCUUCUUGUAUUGUAAAUGUUAGACAAUUUCAUAUGCAUUAUAUAAAAGAAACUGCCAUAUCAAUUUUAAUGUAUAGAUUUUUGCAAAUACUACCCUAUGUAUGUAAGACGUAACUGUAUCGGUAGCGUAUAUAUAAUAUAUUUAUGCCCAAUAAAUGUUUUAAUUUUUUUUCUGA
This is a messenger RNA of Acanthochromis polyacanthus (spiny chromis), 8246 nucleotides long. It is a transcript of the gene fndc3ba, whose product is annotated as fibronectin type III domain containing 3Ba. Gene Ontology annotation, molecular function: protein binding. The record is from RefSeq and is a predicted model, not a curated record. The transcript has 27 exons. Bases 145 to 3780 code for a protein of 1211 amino acids. Lineage: Eukaryota; Metazoa; Chordata; Actinopteri; Pomacentridae.